AUGUCACUCUUCCCUCGAGCAUUUUUCCACCGAGAUGAGACACCUAGCCCGACCAUCUUCCGACUACUGGACGAGAUCGAUCAGUACUCUCGUGGCAGAGACCGGAAUACGCAUCACAUCACAAAGUCUUUCACACCCAAGUUCGACGUGAAGGAGCUCGGAGACUCGUUUGAGCUGCACGGAGAGCUACCUGGUAUUGAUCAGAAGAACGUCGACAUUGAGUUCACCGAUGCGUCAACACUCACCAUCAAAGGCCGCAUUGAACCAACAUGCGAGGGCGAGAAAUGCGGCACGACAAAUCAAGAUAACAAAGUUUCGGUCAAGAAGAGCGAAGAUUCCAACACGUCACGGGAGAAGUUCUGGGUGAUGGAGAGGAGUAUUGGGGAGUUCUCAAGGUCCUUCGAAUUUCCGGUGCCAGUGAACCAAGACAGUGUGAAGGCUUGGAUGAAAGACGGGAUAUUGAGCGUCAUGAUACCAAAAUCGAAGAAGCAAGAAAACCGCAAAAUAAGUAUUCAAUGA
Blumeria graminis f. sp. triticale is the source of this 519-nucleotide messenger RNA. The record is from the annotation of a GenBank genome assembly. NCBI's taxonomy places the organism in Eukaryota, Fungi, Ascomycota, Leotiomycetes, Helotiales, Erysiphaceae.